Messenger RNA from Electrophorus electricus (electric eel), 2216 nucleotides. RefSeq names its product HUWE1 associated protein modifying stress responses b (gene hapstr1b). NCBI's taxonomy places the organism in Eukaryota, Metazoa, Chordata, Actinopteri, Gymnotiformes, Gymnotidae. The record is from RefSeq and is a predicted model, not a curated record.
CUUGGUGAACAGCGACGGUGGUUGUUUUCAUCAGCGCCGUCGUCGUUCAACCGGCGGAGAAGCGGAUCGGUUAUGCGGUCGUAGGUUCCACUCGCAGCCGUCGAUGAGGCUCCAACAGUCGUUUGUAACGUGAUUCGGGAUAAAACAUAUAGGUGAAGCAUAGGCGAGCAUAGCCGCGGUUCUGAGGGUUGGUAUGAUGGAGGAGAAGAAGGAGGAGGGGGAAGCGGAGAUCCAGGAGCACGGCCCCGAACACUGGUUCUCCAAAUGGGAGCGGCAGUGCCUGGCUGAGGCCGAGCAGGACGAGCCAAACGAGGAGGAGACCGACCAAGGCCAGCAGAAACUGUGGCACCUUUUCCAGAAUUCCGCCACCGCCGUCGCACAGCUGUAUAAAGAUAGAGUUUGUCAACAACAGGGGAUUUCUUUGUGGAUCCCUUUUCAAAAUGCUGCUACUGCCGUUACCAACCUCUACAAGGAGAGCGUGGAGGCCCACCAGAGAAACUACGAGCUAGGCAUUCAGAUCGGCCACCAGAGACGGAACAAGGACGUGCUAGCCUGGGUGAAGAAGAGGAGGCGGACCAUCCGGCGUGAAGACCUCAUUAGCUUCCUGUGUGGCAAGGCCCCGCCCCCACGCAGCUCCAGGGCUCCGCCCCGACUUACCAUGGUGUCGCCGAGCCGGCCUGCGUCCUCAGAAACUAGCUCGUCUGUGGAGACGGACUUGCAACCUUUCAGGGAGGCCAUUGCCCUGCAUGGCCUAAGUGGUGCCAUGGCGAGUAUCAGUAUGCGCUCUGGAGCUCCUGGGUCGCCCACCCAUCUGAGCACCAGCUCUGCCCCCGGGCGCCGUAGAAACGGUCUCCACGAUGUUGACCUCAACACCUUCAUUGCCGAGGAGAUGGCGCUCCACCUAGACAACGGCACUCGGAAACGAAGUUCCGCCCAGUGCAGUGAUGUCAUCACAGACUCGCCCACCCACAAACGCAAUAGGAUGAUCUGAGCUCAUGUGUGCACAAACAAAAAAAUUAAAUAAACACAAAAAUUAAAGAAAAAAAAAGCCACUCGUCAGUCAUCCUCCCAUCUUAACUCUUGACCAGGAAACAAUAGCAGCCAAUAGAAGUGCUUGCUCCAGUCUAGCGCUUUGUCUGAUUGGUCUAGAGAGUUCAGUGAGUUCAACAGUGGGAUGUGGAGCUCAGUGCAGAGGCCGAAGUGCCCUUCCAUGUGAUUAUGUCUACAUACACACACCCCUCAUUCAUCUGGUUCUGUUUGUGUGUUUGGAUGCAUGUGUGUUGCAUUAAGACUGAACUGACCGGAAAACGAAAAAUUAUACUUUUUUUUUUUUGUGUGUGUGUGUGUUGAGCGUUGUGUUUAGGUUGUACGAGUGUUGGAGUAAUUGUUAGUUGCUAUGUUUGACCUGUGUGUUUUGUGCGUGAAUGAGACCAUAUUGAAGUAUGGUUGGCGUAAACGUCCAUGGCAGUACGAGAUCCAGUAUGUCGAAAUGUUUGUCUAUGUAUGUAUGUAUGUUUAUUUUUGUGUGCGUGCGGGACAAUUUGCAAGUGUUCUGACGUUAAGGUGAGUGUGCACGAGAGAUUGUAAGGCAUGUGUGCGUGGUACCUGUCUCCUCCAACAGCGCCUGUCACUGCCCCGGCUCUCAGCUACCACACUGCAGCUUAAAGAGCAACAAAGGUUGUGUGUUGUGUGUGUUUUUUUGUUUUGUUUUGUUUUUUGUUUGUUUUGUUUUGGUUUUUUUGGUUUGUUUUUAAAAAAAAAAAUAUUACCAUGUUAUUUGUAAUUUUUUUGCAUUUUUGCUGCUCUAGUAGCAGGCACAAGUGCUCUGAUAGCUGCACUUACUGUUGAGCACGACCCUGAAUCACUUUUAUUUUCUUCUCCUUUGAAGCUCAUCAUACUUCUUGUGCGUUCAUCCCAUCAUCCCCCUCUCUCUCUCUCUCUCUCUCUCUCUCUCUCUCUCUCUCUCUCUCUCUCUCUCUCUCUCUCUCUCUCUCUCUCUCUCUCUCUCUCUCUCUCUCUCUCUCUCUCUCUCUCUCUCUCUCUCUCUCUCUCACCCCCCAGCGCCUUUGUCUCCAGUGUAACAUUAUGUAAUGUAAAUAACUGUAGGUGCUGACAUAGACUUGUGGUACAUAUUGUAAAAAAGAGCUGUGCAGAGACCAUUGAAUUGUUAAUGUACAAUAAUGAUUCUUGCAUUAAAGAAAUCAAGCUUUUAACUA